AUGCAAGAUCUGAUCGGCUCAAAUUUGGAAGUAUUGAAGCUACAAUCCGACAAUGCAGAAGCGAUGGUCGAAUUGGCAAAGGCAUACUGGUCGGUUGGAAAUUAUUCACAAGCUAUAAUCCAUGCAAAAAAAUCGGUGUUACACAAACCUACAGAUUGGUUGUGGAUUGAUGCCGUUAUCACAGCGUUCAUGAAUCCAAAUUUUAAUUAUCAUAAUGAAGCAUUGGAAGUAUUGGAUUCCGUGAUCAACAGGUUAGACACAAUAAAGCAUACUAUACCCAAUACCGAACUUAAUCAAAUACAAACACUUUAUCGACGGCGAGCGCUAGUUAAACAAUAUCUUAGUAGAUAUGAAGAUUAUAUUGAGGAUCUCAUAAAUAUUAUCGUAAUUGCUUGUGCAAAUCAUAUUCAAUUUAUAGACUUGAUAGAUCAUAUACUAGGAUGUUGUAACUUUUAUGGUUAUUGUAUACAAAAUUAUGUGAAUGUUCAACAAACUGUAACUUUGUUGAACGGAUUACAACCUCACUCUUUCGUAAAUUCACCAAUUCCAAGUUACUUUAUGGAUCCCGAUUUCGUCCUAACAGGUUUACUACUUUAUCUAUUUCCAUUUGCUCAUGGAUAUUUACCUGGUCAUACUUUCAUCAUUAAUUUUAAUGAGCGCGAGUUUGCACAAAAGGACGCCGCUUCCGCGUUCUUUGAAAUUGCCAAGGCAUUUGAAACAGAUCCAGUGAAGUGUUCAAAAUUUUUAAAUGCGACACCAAUGCGGUCGAUAUCACUACUUUUGUUAUAUAUGUCCAUUGCAGCGUAUCCUACCACCGAGGCAUUUCUCCUGCUUGCAGAAGUUUUAACUAAAAUAUCUGAUUCGGUGACAAUGGGUCAAGAAAUUCUUGAUGGGCCAAAUUUAGCGUUAAAAUUUUUAUACAAGGCUGUUUUACUUGACCAAAAUAAUCCAGACAUUUACAUGGCAAUGGCAGAUAUUUACUGGCGACAAAACAAUUUGAUAGAGGCUACUUUUAUUUAUCAAAAGAUAUAUGGACGAAUUAAGCCUCAUGAUGACGAAAUAAUGAGAAGAUAUGUUUUGGGGUGUAACGUUACCGGAGAAAAAUGUAGAAGCGAAGGAAGAUGGGAAGAAGCUUUAAAGUUAUUUGAAACGGCAUAUAACAUUAAUUCAGACAACACUGAUGCUUUGACAUUUUAUUCACAAGCGCUCAAUUCAGUUUGUGAUUGGUCAAAACGUGGUGGUGUUGGAGUUUUCUAUGUAGAUCAAGGCAAUACUUUGAUGUUCUCCAAUAUUCCUAAGAAAGUAGGAAUGAUGGGAAAGGUAUCCGAUGUCGUUGAUAACUUUAUAAAAGAAGGGGCAAAAUUUGGAGAUGGGGUUAUCCAGCGAUUUGGCGGGCUACAUAAGCUCUUCAAUUCCCUUUGUGUUGGACUUAAUUCUGAUGAUGCAUGCUAUAAAUGGUUAAAAGCAAGGGCUGAUUUGAUAGUCGCCACAAAGAAUCCACCAAGUCUAAAAAAUGAAGGUGGAUUUAUAUUACGACUUAUUAAUAAGUUGACGCGUCGCGUUCAACGUCGUUGGUAUCUUGAAUUCUAUGGAAAUCAAGUUAUUGCUCAGAAUUCACAACCAGCAAUAUGCAAAAAAUAUAAUGAUAAGUACCUUCGUCCAAAGGUGCCACCCGGUUUACCACAACCUUCCCCAAGUCCUGUACAGCCAUGGUAUACAUUUACUUAUGACCUUAGCCCCAAGCAAAUAAGAUUGGUCAGUCAUCGACAGGCACUGCACAUUGCAUAUGAUGCAUUUACCGCAAAUUGGCUUCCAGAUACCUCAGUUUUCGAGUUGCACAAUCGACAGCAUUUCGAGGUUUACGUUUACGCGUUAAACCCUGAUGAUGGUUCUAUAUACAGGCAAAAAAUAGUAGCUGGCUGCGAUCAUUUUAGAGAUUGUAGCGGUAGCUCUACCAAAGAUAUAUGUGAUCAGAUCGUUCAGGAUGGCAUCCAUAUUUUACUCAACUUGAAUGGAUAUACAGCAGGGGAUCGCAAUCAUAUUUUUGCUGCUCGACCUGCACCUAUUCAAAUGCAACAUAUGGGAUUUGCUGGUACUAUGGGUGGACUGUGGACCGAUUAUAACAUCGUAGAUGAUAUGAUUGUUCCAUCAAUGUUAACCAAUGAAGAUGCAUAUAAGCGUAAAGUUAAACAUCAUGUAGGUGAUAUUUGUGAAGAAUUAGAUCCUGAAGAUGAUGAUGAUAAUAUUUGGGUAUAUCCAGAAAAAAUCCUGAGUCUUCCAGAUACCUACUUUGUCAAUGAUCAUAAGCAAGGGUUCCGAGAUGAUCAGCAUAUAAGAGGCACUGUCUUUUCAACUCGUUUAGAUAUUCAAUGGACUCUCGAAGAGGACAAACGCUGGAAGAUGCGCCAGCAACUAUUCCCAAAUAUUCCCGACGAUUGGGUGAUCUUUGCCAACUUUAAUCAAUUAUACAAAAUUGACCCGGUCAUAUUCAAGGUGUGGCUAGAAAUACUUGAGCAAGUGCCUAACUCUAUCUUAUGGUUAUUAAAAUUUCCUGCAGAUGGUGCCAAAAAUUUAUAUAAUACUGCUGUACAAUGGGCUGGUGUAGGAGUUGCAAGCCGCAUUCAUUUUACAGAUAUAGCAGGGAAACACGAUCAUAUUCUUCGUGGAAGAGUUGCAGACCUAGUUUUAGAUACACCACAAGUAAAUGCGCACACAACAGCAUGCGAUAUCUUGUGGUCGGGAACUCCGAUAUUGACGCUUUGUGGAAAUGAUCAUAAAUGGUGUUCAAGAGUUGCUGCUUCAAUAUGCAAAUCCACUGGGUUUGGUGACAAAAUGAUUGCCAAAGAUCACGCUGACUAUGAACGAAGGGCAAUCGAACUAGCUAGGUCGGUGAGAUAUAAUUAUUGGCAACCAAAUCCACAUUUUAUGCCUCCGCAAGUUCAUCGAAGUGGAAUUGGUGAACUCGUCGAAUUGAGGAAAAAGAUCUUUCUCAAUCGCGAUAAUAUGAAACUUUUUGAUACUCAAAGAAUUGUAGCGAAUCUAGAAAAAGGUUAUGCUAUGGCUUGGGAAUUUUGGGUUACAGAUAAUGAAAAGAAUAUUAAGGUGCUAUAG
Funneliformis geosporum is the source of this 3111-nucleotide messenger RNA. Lineage: Eukaryota; Fungi; Glomeromycota; Glomeromycetes; Glomerales; Glomeraceae. The record is from the annotation of a GenBank genome assembly.